Messenger RNA from Kockovaella imperatae, 6584 nucleotides. RefSeq lists its product as hypothetical. The record is from RefSeq and is a predicted model, not a curated record. The coding region runs from base 334 to 6498 and encodes 2054 amino acids. Gene Ontology annotation, cellular component: TSC1-TSC2 complex; nucleus; cytoplasm. Gene Ontology annotation, biological process: negative regulation of TOR signaling; regulation of small GTPase mediated signal transduction; positive regulation of GTPase activity. NCBI's taxonomy places the organism in Eukaryota, Fungi, Basidiomycota, Tremellomycetes, Tremellales, Cuniculitremaceae. Gene Ontology annotation, molecular function: GTPase activator activity. The transcript has 7 exons.
CAGUAUUUCAUCCCAUCUUUUGACCUUCCAUCCAACUAGACAUUGUCCAUACAGCAACUCGACUUAUUCUUGUAUACAACCCCAACACCACGCCCAAGACCAUGAUAUAUCUGCCUAGGUGAACGCAAAGUCAACUGGAUAAAUACUGCUCGAAACUGAGAGUGACGGUCAUCCUCGCACCAGCUCACGGACUCGGGUCCACGGGGAGCUAGAGCGGUCUGAAGGGGAGGUCAAAUCAGUCGCGGGGGACACUUCUCAUCCAGCCCGGUCCUAACGCGGUGGACAGGCUGGAUCUACGGAUAUUGAUUCAUUAUUCCUCCUCCAAACUUUCUCAUGUCCGAUAGGGAGAGGUUGAGGGAGCCACGAGCACACUCGAGCCAUCAUGCCUCUUCAUCAUCAGGCUCGGGAGGGCUCUUCAUGGGUCUCUUUGGAGGUUCCAAAAAGGCUUCAGCGACCACCACAGCCACCGCUUCGACUUCUUCCUCUGCUACAGCAUCAUCAUCAGCAGCAGCAAAAACGGCAGCUUCGCGACAAGUGACGAAGAGGGAUUCACUAGAAGAGAUGAGGAGUCCAAAGUCGCUUUCACCUCAUCUACCCGGGAGCGACGCUCUAGGCGUGCGUCGGACCCAAUCUCCCGCUCCUUUCGACUUUCAAUCUAAUUUGUUGGCGUUGCAACCUGGCAACGGUCAAUCUCCCGCUCGACUCGUGGAAAUCAUCAAUACCAUUGCAACGUGGUUAUACAAUCUACAUGUCACUUCAGACGAUGUCUUUGCACCUCCAGCACCAGAUCUAAAGCCACCCAUCACUCCAGCAGAUAUUCGAACACUGUACAUUAGGGCCUUUGCUUACGCUCAGUCCAAUGUCGAUUCUCCCCUGCGUACCGCUUCCAUCCGUCUGUUAGCGGUCCUCAUCGAGACUUUGUCACCUUCAAAGAUGACAGCAGAAGGGGACAAGGCGAUAUUACCAGAUUCGAUCAAUCCUCGAUCACUGUUCUAUCUCAUCACCGCUCCUACAGACCAAUCCCAGACCAUCUCGAGAGACAAUGCCUUUUUCGUGGAACUAGGAGCCCUCAAAGCCUUGACAAAGAACGGAGCCCAUGUCGAAGGCAUGGUAGGCUUGGUAGGGAGACUUUUACGAGGUCUUGGAGAGAUUCAGGAUGAUUGGGCAGCCUGGUGCAUGCAGCCAGAGGACCGGCUCGCGUUGCAGGAGUGGUCAGUGGACGCAUCGAAGACGAGGGAUACGACUCGUAUCCGAGUUGCAUCACCCGCCGACACCGCCAUGGCUGUGUUUGAGCUACUGUGUGCUAUCAUGUCAUCCCACGCUUCAUUACUCCUUCGAUCAGACUUUGACAAGAUUAUCAACACCCUUAUCUCGUUUGUCAUUGUCGGAAUCAACGCCUCUGUCACGGCUCAUCUCGACAACCCAUUGUCAUCAUCAAAUGUCAUCUUGUCUCGCAACUCAUCGCUCAGGGAAGCACACCUCCCAUCUUCGUCCAUCAUCACUACUCCAUCCCCAACUGCAAUGACUGGAUCGGGUCUUCUGCAACGGAGUGGCUCAACACUUCGACGCACUCGAGAAGAUCGUAUGAACUCUGGUAGCCCGCCUGCCAAAUCCAUCUCCAAAUCUGCCGUCUCACCGCAAGGUGUCACAUCACCUCGAUCUUUUCCAUCCGCUACAAUCGGCCUAAGAUCUCCGUCCCCGCACACAUUGAGAGAACGAGAUCCUGCCAAAUGGUCGCGGAUCAUCCCGUCCUUGACCGCCGUUUUCGAAACCGCUCUGAACAAUUCAAUCAUUGGAAAACAAUUGCUCAAGCAAAUGAUCGCAUUUAUCUGUUUCUGCUUUGGCCAGGAUGAGGACGAAUACGUGCCAGAGUCAAUAUGGGAGACAUUGUCCGAUGUAUGUGGACUCAUGCUGAUCCGCAAAUCUGGUUGGAAAGGGCAAGAAAUUUUGAAGGAAGUGCUGGAAGGGAAGGCAUCUCUCAAAGUGGAUGGCAAAAUCGCUAGUGCCCAAGCCGACCGUAAAUUGGCCAGAGGUGCUGUUAUCGCUUCAAGGUUCCUCUUGGGUCGCGUGCAUGCCCAACCGAGCGAUACGAAGGCGACCAUGUCGUUUCCAAACCUUGCUCCUUGGCUCAAAGCUGCUGAAUCGAGCUCGCGAUUUCCAGCUUCAGAAGAUCUCAGCAAGCGGACGGACUGGUUAACGGUAGAUCUGGAAAUUCUCGCCUUGAUCCAGGACAACCUGUUCGCUAUUGAAGAAGGUCAAGCGGGUGGGUCGAAUGGUUCAGGCAUCUUGGACUCUUGGUUGGAGGGUGAUGCCAUCUGCGAUCUACUUCAAGGGAUGGUUCACAUUGGCGGUGAUCCGGCCGCUCGCGGCCUCUCGCAACGCAGGCCAUCGGACACGGCGGACUUGAUACUCCCCCGAUUCCUUGCCAUCUUCGACGAAAUCAUCCAUCAACUGCCCUCAACCAUCAGCCGACUGGACUCAUCCUCGAGCGCGGAUCCCCUAUUCCACCAUCCAAAGUAUAUCGACCUUCUGCUCCAGCUUUCUCCCAUACUGGACGAAGAGUACGCCGCAACAGUCAUAGGUCACUACAAACGCGAAAGCCUAUGUCUACCAUUCAUCACUGGCUGGCUCGACAAUAUCGACAAACUUCUGCAGGCAUUCUUCUUCACUGCAGCAGACCUUCCAACUGCGCGAUCUAGCGUCGUGAACUUCCUCUUUGGAGAGGUGUACAGCUAUGCGAAUGAAGUCUCGGAGAAGCGAACCAAGCUGGUCAACCGGAUUAUCUUACCUUUCAUGGAGCGAGCAUUGCAGCAAGAUCAAGACUCAGAAUUCUUGAAGAUGACUCUACAAGUCUUGGUCGAUGCAGCCAUCGCCGAAACUGCAGAUCGAGAUGCUGACGUUCGACAAUGGAGGGGAUCAUUAAACGCCGAGGAACUGGAACAUGAAGACUUCGCGACUCGACCCUGUGCCAAAAUUCAGGAAGCAGCUUCUGGAGGAUACUUCAACAAAAUCCGAAGCAUCAUCAUCAAAGUUGCAACUCAAAUGCCAUGUAGGAGCGAUGGUCUCGUACCUGCGCCGCAACGACAUGCUCUGGGUCUUUCAGCCCUGCCGCCACCUGGCACGUCGGGCGUGAUCUCGAGUGGCUCGUCUCAUUCUGGGAUGGACAGUCCCGCUCCGCAACGAAAUGUCAAGGGCAAAGAGACCGCUGGAUCGGCUCUUCGAGGUCUCAUGGAAGCCUUGUCACCUCCUUCGAAAAGCCGGGAUCUCACACCUGCGAGCUCGAGUGUCGCUUCUCCGACGGUUGAAAUGGAGGUGCCUUCCUUAGAAGCUGCGGCUCUCAGCAUCAGCAAUCCCCCAAGUGCAUCACCGCUCUCUGCGGGUCCAACCCUUCCUCCCGUCAUCCCUCACAACGAUUGCAAGUCGUCAAUCGCUGUUAGUUCCCUCAUCACCAUGUUUAUUCACCUGGCUUUUGCCCCUAGUCCUAAAUCCCAGUUCUCGACCUUUGCUGUGCCUCCCAGAUCGCCUUCAACGAUGCGGACGAUCGUUCUGUUCCAGGACCUUCUGCAUCUGCUCCACCCGCUCAGCGAGAGUGGGUCUGGCGAUCGGAUACAAGCUCGUUGCCCUAGAGCAAGGCUGAGUAUCCUUCAGCUCAUGAUGCGUCUUCGAGCAGACAGCCAACAUCAGAUUUAUCUCCGUGGCAAUCUUGAUUCUGGCGCUUUGCCAUAUGCGUUGAUUCUUAAGCGUACGGUCGAAAGUGAAGCCGAAAAACGAGCAGAGCUGGAAAUGUCCCAACGCAAAGCCUCUGCGCGGCAAGCGAGGGUCGAAUCUGGCACUGGCACUGGUGAAGAUCGAGGUCGAGCAGGUCGGACAUCUGAACCGACCAAUCGAAGUAGAAGUCGGUCGACUCAGCCAACUGGGGUGACGACUUCGGACACGAGUUCGGGCUACGGUACUCUCUGGCGGAUCCCUGAUCGUCUCGGGUUCAAUAUGCCUCCCGGAAUCGUUGUUACGGGCGGGAUAGCAACGUAUGAUCCGAGUCAUCCUCUCCUCAAGGACUCUGUAGUCACUCAUGUCGAGGGCGUGUGGCUACCGGUGUCGCAGUAUGUCCGAACCCUGAUCGGUAUCCUUCGCGGUAACGACUGGGAAUUGGUCUCUUACAUCUUCACAUUCCUCCCGCUCCAGAUCAGCAACAAGCUCUUCUUCCACGGGGUCGAAGCUACGCGAGAAAUUCGAUCACUCUUGGAUCUCCUGUGUAGUGGUGUGCUCGCACUUGAUCCCUGGGAGAGGCGCUUCUCCACCCCUGCCUUCAUCAAGCGCGUGGACAUCAACGCCGCGGCGUACCAUACGCUUUCCAUACUUAUUGCCUAUCGUGGACUGUUCAGUCGAGCGGAGUGCGAUAGACUAGUUCAAGCUUUCAUGACCGGUUUACAAGGCAAAGGUGAUGUCGCCAAACCUUGUAUACAGGCUCUAGCGGUUGCAGUAUUUGAGCUCGAAUCGUCAGUGUCACGCAACCUGUUGGAGAUUGUUCGAGCCAUGAUCAGUAUUCUCACUACGACCGGCCUUGCUGUCCACAUCUUGGAAUUCCUGAUAUCCCUUGGGCAAAAUGGCGCGCUGUUUCGAAACUUUACAGAUGAACAAUAUCGACUGGUAUUCCGGGUGGCUAUCACAUACAUUACGGAGCAUAACGCGCGAUCAGAUCAGACGGUCGACCUCACGGAUCCAGUCACUCGCGAAGCCUACGUCUUGUCUCAGCAUGUCAUCGGCUUGGCGUAUUAUGCGAUUUAUAUUUGGUUUAUGGCCCUGAGACUUCCUCAGCGGCCAACGGUAGCGUCAGAGAUCACACGAGAGCUCCUCAAAGGUAGAUCUCAGCGGCUAAACCUCGACGAAAUGGUCGAAGUUUGUUUUGAUUGGCUUGCGCGGUAUACGUAUGGAAAUGCCGACCCUAAGCCAGCCACAUCGUUCCUGUCCGAGAUUGUCAUGCAGGACGACGGUGGUGAGCCACCAAAGUCGCAGAGCUGGUUACUCGGAGGGAGCAUUGUGACUGUCACAACGCACUCACGUACUGGCUGGGCGACGAUCACCACCACCCGACCCACGGGAUCGACUUCGGUGAUUUGCAAGUUGGAGAACGUACCGCAUCUCGAUCUGGGCGAAGACAAUGCGGAUCUAGUAUCCUUGCCGGCAGUUCUCAUGGCAGACAGGGAGUCGAAACCGGCCAGUAUUGAGGCGGACAGUGUUGGCGGCGGAGAAGCGCAAAGUGAGACCAGUAUGCCCGAGGCAAACGCUACAUCGGCGGACACAUCAGAAAGGUAUGCGUCUGACGCCCCGAUAACCGACGACAAGGGCGAUCGAAUACCGUCUGCCAAGGACAUUGUCAAUGUUCAGUCUUCUGGCCAAUCGACUGCCGCGACAUUCGACCAGGGCUCUCAACAUGGAUACGUCUGGUCUGGCGCGACACCUUCUCAACGACGCAAAGACGUAUCGAUCGAACCCUCCUACAUUGCCCUUCAAUUGUUGUCAUCGUAUCCAAAUGCCAGCCUUGAAUCACCUCGUGGUCGUCUGAUCCCAAAUGACGAUCGCUUCGCUCGGGCUCUGCGAGGUAUACAAAACACGCCAGUCAUCGAUACUUUGAAGAUCGCCGUGUUGUACGUUGGUCGAGAUCAAACGACGGAACAGGAAAUCCUCAGCAACACCGAUGGUCCGCGACCUUACCUUGAUUUCCUUGCUGGUCUGGGUCGGUUGAUUCGGCUGAAAGGCCAAGUCGACGUCUUUGUCGGAGGGCUGAAUCGAGACAAUGACAGUGAUGGUCAAUAUGCCUAUGCGUGGUGGGACGAUCUGACCCAAAUGAUCUUGCAUACCCCUACGAUGAUGCCAAACGAUCCCAGUGAUCCUACUCGAUCCCGUAAGAAGCGUUUGGUCGGUAACGAUAUGAUCAAGAUCGUUUACAAUGAUUCCGGACGAGAAUUCGCAUUUGACACUAUCAAAACUCAAUUUAAUUGGAUCAACAUUGUGGUUUCACCCCAUUCCCUCGCGCCAGGCGAAGAUGAUCUACCAGUCGGUGCGCUGAGGACCGGUUGGAGGGAUCCUCUGCACGGACCUUGGGCCGGACAAGGCAUUCCGAAAUCUGGCGAUACGUGGUUGGAUUGGGAUCGUGAAGAUUGGUUCAAAGUGACUCUUCAACGCGCGGAUGGAAUACCCGAUUUUAGUCCCAUUGGAACGCACAAACUUGUUUCAAAGAAGACUCUACCGAUCAUGGUCAGGGAGAUUGCCCAUCUCGCCAAUGACAUGGCGUCGAGAUACGUCAACGUGAGGGAUGCGACGGAUGCUGCGAAGGCAGAAUACAUCACAAGCUGGCGAAGUAGGCUGAGGGCAAUGUCGAGGUUGAAGCAGAUGCUACCACCGAUCGAAUUGCCUCCUGCGGAUGACAUUGAGGCGAGGGAGCAAAUGCUGAGAGACUUCACUCGCAUCUUCUCCGAUCGCUCCGCAAGCAAAGACUAGGAGAUCAUGCUCAGAGCAGAACUGCGGGGCAGUUGAAGAGGUCGGGUGGUCCUUUCAAGCAGAAUUGAAACCGAAUGUUUCCAACC